AUGGAACUAUCCCUCUCCCAAAACCCCCUUCAUACAAACUCAGAUUUUGAAUCCUCUGGGGACUACCGCAUUGGAUCCUCCUCCCAUUGCCUCUGGCAUUCAUUUUCAUUACCAAACGCAAAUCAAUCCAUGAAGGUUGUCACCAUCAACGUGGGUGAGGGAUGUGACGUCAUGGAGUCCAUCGUCGACGUUGCUCGUCGAAGCCAAGCCAGCCUCGUCGUCCAUGGGGCCUCUGGUACUGUCGCCUCUGCGACCCUCCACAACACUGUCCGUGGUGCCCCUACGUACAGGAUCUAUGGCCCCUUCAACUUACUCUCCCUCACUGGUUCCUACUUUUACACCCCCCAUGACACCCAUCUCCCCGGAGCCACAUCUUCCUUGUCAUUUGGGAUCCAAUUGUGCACCUAUAGUCGGAUCAUUUGUGGUCGCACCACUGGUACUGUCAUCGCAGGUGGUGACGUCAUCCUCAUUGUCUCCACCUUCAAGAACCCUAAAAUAAACAAAUAUGUUCCUGAAGGCGAAGAAAGGGAUAACGUAGACAACGAUAACAAUAAUAACCAUGACCCUGGCUAUUUGGCAGCUUUCAACUCUGCAGUAGAAUCCAAAGCUGAUGAAUAA
Messenger RNA from Sphenostylis stenocarpa, 618 nucleotides. Lineage: Eukaryota; Viridiplantae; Streptophyta; Magnoliopsida; Fabales; Fabaceae. The record is from the annotation of a GenBank genome assembly.